AAAAGAUGAGUACAGAUAUACAUCUAAUAGGUGGCGUUGUGCGCCGAGUGUAAUCAGAGCCGUAUAUAGAGAUCUUGCUGCUACUCUGGGAACGCUUGCUGCCACGCCCCCUCGUUUCACGUGAUUGCAAGAAAUCACUCACGCGGUGUAUUGAAAGCGUUGCUGCACAAGGACGAUCGAGUGAACGGUGGUCGGCACAUUUUCACGCGGAUGAAUAUCGCAGAUUAUUAGUAAAGGUUCAUCGCGCAGCCACGAUACUACUAUUACAGUGUAAACAGCGGGAAACGCGAUCACGGGGUUUAUACACACGCGCGUGGAAUGUGACGACACAACAUCACAGACAGUGUGCAUGACCGGACGGUUGUUCACUCACAGCUGUACGAGGAUCUAUGAACAUAUACGUGAAGGGGCUAACCAACCCCUGUGAACUGUACCGAGGACCCAAACAUGUCAGCUGAACGAGACGAAGUCCUGGCGAUGGUCGAAGUUGCCAUUCUUGGCACCAUCUUUACUCUUGCUCUCUUCGGCAAUCUGUUCGUAUUGAUCGCCUUGCUGCGUUAUUCCUGCAAGUACCCGCUAAGCAGAAUGUACUGGUUCAUGCUGCACCUGAGCAUUGCCGACCUGAUGGUGGCCUGCUUCAACGUACUGCCGCAGAUGCUGUGGGACAUCACCUAUCGGUUUAAGGGCGGAGACGUCGCGUGUCGAGUCGUCAAGUACAUGCAGGUGAUGCCUCUCUAUCUGUCGAGCUACAUACUAGUGAUGAUGGCGCUGGAUAGGUUCCGAGCAGUGAUCUACACCCGAUGCUGCAGUUUUGGAGAGCAGUGGAGCGCCAAGAAGUCCGUGCACAUGAUGGUCGGAAUCGCAUGGAUCAUCGCUAUCGUGUUCAGCAUACCGCAACCGUUUCUCUUUUCCAAGCAAGAGGUCGCCGACGGCACGGGGAUAUACGACUGCUGGGUGAAGUUCAAUCAGAAGUGGGGUUCACAGGUCUACGCCACCUGGUUCGUCAUUUGUAUAUUCUUCGUGCCUCUCGCGAUCAUGGCGACGACGCAGGUCAUGAUGUGUGUCAAGGUCAUCCUCUGGGGUCAGUGCAUGGGCAAAGGCAAGGUGAAGACGGUGUGGUUGACGUUGGUGGUGAUCAUUGCCUACAUCGUGUGCUGGUCUCCGUGGUGCGUUACCAUUAUGGUCAUGACAUUCUCGGGUUCGUCUGUUGGGAAUCACACUGCAUACACGAUCCUCUUGCUGCUGACAAGCCUCAACGCUUGCACGAAUCCGUGGAUCUAUUUGGGCUUCAGUGGCCACUUACUCAACAUGAUCUGCUCACCUUGCGGUAAGGUGAAUCGAGGACGCCGCGAGCACAGCAUCGGCGCUCCGGACUUGCCUGAUCAAACAGCGACGGAGUCGUAUUGUAAGAGCGAGCUGCCGCUACGAGUCGCAGACAGGGACAGCCCGAAAACUGGCGGGAGUCAGCCGAACGGGAAGAACGCGGCGACGGCCGAGAGCGAGUCCAACGAUGCGAAGCUUGUUCCCGGAAAGGAAUCGCAAUGGUUAUGAAAUCGAGUAUGAUCUCUCUCUCGUGGGUGCGUUAUUUAGGGUGCGUGCGUGCGUGGGUAUAUGUGCGCGUGUGUACGCGUGU
Molecule: messenger RNA, 1633 nt
Organism: Priapulus caudatus
Lineage: Eukaryota; Metazoa; Priapulida; Priapulimorpha; Priapulimorphida; Priapulidae
Product: annetocin receptor-like
Exons: 5
Coding region: 448-1551 (367 amino acids)
Biological process (GO): G protein-coupled receptor signaling pathway
Cellular component (GO): membrane
Molecular function (GO): peptide binding; vasopressin receptor activity
Source: RefSeq, a predicted model, not a curated record